AUGAAAAGUUCAAAAAGUAAGCCUGUUUUUGUGCUAGAUUGUGCAUCAACGACAAGCAAAAUGUCAGAGUACAACGGACUGCGAGAUGGAAAUCUUGCAGGCUUCUUCGCUUCAAAAAAGCGCAGAAAACUGUUGUGAAAGCAUGGACUGAUUACGAAAAACGGCCUUAUUGUUGAGAAAGCAGUCACAAGUCAAUUUGCAGACACAAAAAGAUCGAAGCCUUAUCUUCUGAAUAGUGAUCAGUUCCAGGCUGAAGAAAAUAAUGUAAAAUCAGUCAAAAACAUCAAGUCUGUUUCCCCCAAAACUGUAGGAGCAGGCAAAAAAACAUUUGAUAAAAAAGAAGUAAAACCCCUGAGCAGCGAAGAAUUAAAGCAAAUGCUUCAAAAAUACAGGAAAAGCGAUGCUGAUAAAAGUGAAAACGCGAAUAGCAGCGAUAGAAAACAAAUAGAUGCGAUAAAGCCUGAAAAAGCAAAAUCAAGUGAACAAAGCCCAGUCAAUAGAAAAGAAGAGAGUAAAAAUUCACAAAAGCCAGAAAUCGUCAAAAAAAAGCCGACUAUUGAAGAGAAAAAAGAAAUGCCUGUUAAAAAGCCGACUAUUAAAGAAAACAAGCCAGAAACAGAAAUUGUUGAAGACAAUAAAAUUCAGCCAGAAAGCAGAAAACAAACUAUAAAAGAAGACGGAGCCAGUGAAGAGAAAAAAUCCCAGCCCAGCAGUAGAAAACCAACUAUAAGAGAACCAGAACAAAAAGAUGGUAUUGAAGAAAAUAAAGAAUCUCUAACAAAGCAGCCAACUCUAAAAAAAGAAGAAGCAAAGGCUGAAGAAAUUCAAGAAGGUUUAAUUAAACAGCAAACAUUGAAAAAAGAAGAUAUUGGUUCUUCAGAAAUUAAAGAAGAUAUUGAUGCAUCUGGGAGUUAA
Molecule: messenger RNA, 915 nt
Organism: Blepharisma stoltei
Lineage: Eukaryota; Ciliophora; Heterotrichea; Heterotrichida; Blepharismidae
Source: the annotation of a GenBank genome assembly